Molecule: messenger RNA, 1869 nt
Organism: Nerophis lumbriciformis (worm pipefish)
Lineage: Eukaryota; Metazoa; Chordata; Actinopteri; Syngnathiformes; Syngnathidae
Source: RefSeq, a predicted model, not a curated record
AUGUCUACUCGCUCCUUACGGCGAAACAUGGCGGCCAAGGCGCUUCGCCAGCGUAGCAGGCGAGGCAGCAAACAAGAUGCCAAUAACCUCAACGUAUCUACAGAGGCCCGAACGCCGAAAGAGGAUAAAGGAGGUGAUGAGAGUAAAGUCACAGAGACCCGGCAAGAGUCAAUAAGUCGCGGUGGACAGGUAUGGGCCCCAGAAGGUUCCACUGCAUUUAAAUGUCUGCUUUCGGCACGCUUCUGUGCAGCGUUGCUAAGCAACAUUUCUGACUGCGAUGAGACCUUCAACUACUGGGAACCUAUGCACUACCUGCUUUAUGGCACAGGGAUGCAAACGUGGGAAUACUCACCGUUGUACGCCAUCAGAUCUUACGCUUACUUGUGGCUUCACGCGCUCCCAGCCUGUUUGCACGCCCAUGUACUGCAGACGAGCAAGGUGUUGGUAUUCUACUUCGUACGGUGUGUCCUGGCCUUCUGCUGCUGUGUCUGCGAGCUUUAUUUUUACAAGGCUGUAUGUAAGAAAUUUGGUUUGCACGUCGGCCGCCUGAUGCUGGCGUUUCUCGUCCUGAGCACUGGAAUGUUCACCUCAUCCGCAGCAUUCCUGCCAUCCUCCUUCUGCAUGUACACAACACUUGUCGCCAUGACAGGGUGGUUCCAGGACUCCACGCCGUUAGCCAUUAUGGGCGUAGCUGCCGGUGCUAUCGUUGGUUGGCCCUUCUCCGCUUUGAUUGGGAUCCCAAUCGCGUUUGACUUACUUGUACUAAAGAGGCAAUGGAAGAGUUUUAUCACCUGGUCGGCUAUUGCUCUGCUGCUUUUGCUGGGCCCUUUAAUUGCAGUGGACUCUUUCUUUUAUGGAAAACUGGUGGUGACCCCGCUCAACAUUCUACUUUAUAAUGUCUUCACAUCACAUGGACCUGAUCUGUAUGGUACAGAACCGUGGCACUUUUACUUUCUGAACGGGACCCUGAACUUUAAUCUAGUGUUUGUUCUGGCGCUCUUUUCCCUCCCUCUGACUGCUCUCAUGGAAACCCUUCUGCACAAGUUCAAUGUGCAGAACCUUGGCCGUCCCUAUUGGCUGACUCUGUCCCCCAUGUACCUGUGGAUGUUGGUUUUCUUCACCCGGCCUCACAAAGAAGAGCGCUUUCUCUUUCCCAUCUACCCCCUCAUCUGCCUCAACGGCGCUGCGGCCCUCUCGUCCCUGCAGAAAUGCUACCACUUCUUGUUCCAGCGCUACCGACUGGAGCAUUACACAGUCUCCUCCAAUUGGCUGGCGCUUAGUGCGGUUGUUGUGUUUGCGGUGGUGUCUCUCUCUCGCUCCGUGGCCCUUUUUAGAGGUUACCACGCCCCUCUCGACUUGUACCCGGAGUUUCUCCGCAUCGCCAAGGACACCACGCUACACUCGGUCCCCGAAGGCAGACCGGUUAGCGUGUGUGUUGGCAAGGAGUGGUAUCGCUUCCCCAGCAGCUUCCUUCUCCCUCCCAACUGGCAAAUACACUUCAUCCAAAGCGAGUUUAAAGGUCAACUCCCCAAGCCGUACGCCACGGGUCCUCAGGCCACGCAGAUUAUACCGGCAGAUAUGAAUGACCAAAAUCUGGAAGAGCCGAGCAGAUACGUGGACAUCCGACACUGCCACUACCUGGUAGACCUCGACACAGAAGAAGAAACGCCGCGGGAACCACGCUACGCAGCCAAUAAAGAAGAGUGGAACGUCAUUGCCUAUAAGCCUUUUCUCCAAGCUUCCCGGUCCUCGCCAUUCUUCAGAGCGUUUUAUAUCCCGCUCCUAUCCGACCAUCACACCAGCUUCAGGCGCUACGUCAUCCUCAAAUCCAGGCGGCAAAAGCAGCCUCGCACGCGAGGCCAUGGCUGA